CUCAGAUUGUCUCGAAUUCCUCUUUCGAUCGCAAUGGCCUCUUUCGUACGAUCACUCAGGCCGCUGGCAAGGGCUGCGGCGCCACUACACUCACGAACAGCCAUUCCACGACCACAAUUCACACGCUCAAUACCACAAUCACGAUGCCUAUCUGCUACUGCGAGACGGACGCAAGAACACGAGAUCGACCUCGAAUCCCUCGAGCCGACACCCAUCUUCCACCUUAACGAAGUAGAGCACGCGAUGAAGGAGUCAGUGGCACAGUUUGCGAACGGCGUGAUCCUUCCAAAGGUGCGAGACAUGGACGAGGCAGAGAGUAUGGACCCCGCGAUCGUCGAGCAGCUAUUCGAGCAAGGUCUCAUGGGUAUCGAGAUUCCGGAGAAGUAUGGUGGUGCGGGCAUGAACUUCACAGCUGCAAUCGUCGGCAUUGAAGAGCUUGCAAGAGUAGACCCGAGCGUCAGUGUCUUGUGCGACGUCCAUAACACCUUGGUCAAUACUGCCAUGCUCAAGUACGGCUCUGAGGAGAGCAAGAAGAAAUGGCUGCCACGGCUAGCAACGGAGACUGUUGGCUCUUUCUGUCUCUCCGAGCCUGCAUCUGGAUCUGAUGCAUUCGCUAUGAAGACCAAAGCCGAGAAGACAUCCGACGGCUACGUGAUCAAUGGCAGCAAGAUGUGGAUCACCAAUUCCAUGGAAGCCGGUUUCUUCAUCGUUUUCGCAAACCUGAACCCCGAAAAGGGCUACAAAGGCAUCACUGCAUUCAUUGUUGACAAGGAGAACCCAGGUCUGACUAUAGCUAAGAAGGAGAAGAAGCUCGGCAUCAAAGCCUCGUCAACGUGCGUGCUGAACUUCGAUGAUUGUCAAGUACCCGCAGGAAAUCUUCUGGGCAAGGAGGGCGAUGGCUAUAAGUACGCAAUUGGUCUGCUAAACGAGGGCCGCAUUGGAAUUGCAGCGCAAAUGACCGGCCUUGCCAUCGGUGCCUUCGAGAACGCAGCCAAGUAUGUGUGGAACGACCGCAAACAGUUCGGCGCCUUGGUGGGAGAAUUCCAGGGUAUGCAACAUCAGAUUGCUCAAGCUUGGACCGAGAUCACCGCUGCACGAGCACUAGUGUACAAUGCUGCACGUAAGAAAGAGGCUGGCCAAGACUUCGUCAUGGACGCUGCCAUGGCCAAGCUCUUCGCGUCAAAUGUUGCUGGUAAGGUAUCUGGCCAAGCAAUCGAGUGGAUGGGUGGAAUGGGCUUUGUCCGUGAAGGCCUUGCUGAAAAGUACUGGCGUGACAGCAAGAUCGGUCAAAUCUACGAAGGAACAAGCAACAUCCAAUUAACGACCAUCGCGAAGCUGCUGCAAAAACAGUACACGCAGUAAAGAGGUCGCGAUUCGCAUGUGAUUAUUCAGCCUCGAUGUACUUCUAUUUACGAUCGACAAAGGAUAUCGCAUCUCGCCGCGAAAGAGCAGAGUUUCAG
Pseudocercospora fijiensis CIRAD86 is the source of this 1460-nucleotide messenger RNA. RefSeq lists its product as uncharacterized. The transcript has 2 exons. The record is from RefSeq and is a predicted model, not a curated record. Gene Ontology annotation, cellular component: mitochondrion. Lineage: Eukaryota; Fungi; Ascomycota; Dothideomycetes; Mycosphaerellales; Mycosphaerellaceae. Gene Ontology annotation, molecular function: acyl-CoA dehydrogenase activity; flavin adenine dinucleotide binding. Bases 34 to 1362 code for a protein of 442 amino acids.